ACAAAACAGACAGAGAGAUCAAUUUUUGACACUUCGAACGUUAAACAGAAUCACACCAACUUUUUCCUUGUUUUCUCCGAGGAAACCAAAAUUUGCACAGUUUGACUCUGAAAAAAUGGCAACUCUAUCAAGCUCAAUCGCUAUGGCGAUGAAUCCACAGACCCAUUUUCUGUCAGGUUCCUCGUUGAAGCCAGUUGAUAAAUGCUUCUUGAAAAUCAGCUCCACUGAACAAUUUCCAUGUUCCUCUGUUAGAGCUAAAGCAUCACGUAACUUGUCGGUUAUAGUUCGAGCAAGCAGGGAUGAUGGAAGUACAAGUAAUGGAAGUGCUUUUGUUGGUGGCUUUGUAUUGGGGAGCCUGAUUGUUGGAGCAUUGGGAUGUAUUUAUGCACCAAAGAUAAGUGAGGCACUAGCUGGAGCCGACAGUAAAGAACUAAUGAGGAAACUUCCAAAGUUUAUCUUUGAUGAAGAAAAAGCUCUCGAGAGGACUCGCAAGAUACUAACGGACAAAAUAGCGCAACUGAAUGCGACCAUAGAUGGUAUUUCAGCACAGUUGCAUCCAGAUGAAGACUCAAAUGAAUCGGCAGUAGUAUCAGAGGAAAUUGGAGCUUCCACAUACUAAUAUUAAAUCAUUUGAAGGAUACUUGAGUACAAAUUUUAACCUUUUUUUUUUUUUCUUGUUGGUCAAGAAAUAUAUCUUUGGUUAUUGCAUUUAAAUUUACAAGUUAAUUUUUCUUAUUUUAAUUAACAAUUUAUUUUUAUAAUUGUCAAAAUUACUCAAGUGUUUUUGGUCUUGGUUUGCUUGAGAAAAUGACAGCACCAAUAAUGCUUGAAGGAUUCCAUUUGAAGUUGAUGUUCACAAAAUGAUUUUGAAUCAUUGAAUCUAUUCAUAUAGGUGAUAAAUGCCACAGGUUGUAUGUAUAA
This is a messenger RNA of Trifolium pratense (red clover), 921 nucleotides long. RefSeq lists its product as uncharacterized. The transcript is spliced from 5 exons. Lineage: Eukaryota; Viridiplantae; Streptophyta; Magnoliopsida; Fabales; Fabaceae. The record is from RefSeq and is a predicted model, not a curated record. The coding region runs from base 116 to 619 and encodes 167 amino acids. Gene Ontology annotation, cellular component: chloroplast inner membrane; chloroplast thylakoid membrane.